Caenorhabditis remanei is the source of this 3501-nucleotide messenger RNA. RefSeq lists its product as uncharacterized. The transcript has 11 exons. The record is from RefSeq and is a predicted model, not a curated record. The coding region runs from base 1 to 3501 and encodes 1166 amino acids. Gene Ontology annotation, molecular function: microtubule binding; actin binding. Gene Ontology annotation, biological process: actin filament polymerization. Lineage: Eukaryota; Metazoa; Nematoda; Chromadorea; Rhabditida; Rhabditidae. Gene Ontology annotation, cellular component: cytoplasm; actin filament.
AUGGCGAAGAAACGCACAAACUCGAAAAAGAACCAAAAACGGACCGACUCAACGAACGGGUCACAAAAUACGAAUAGUCCACCUACAUCGGAUGCAAGUAGGCCGACGAGUCGCUUGAGCAAUCCGUCCGAUGUGGAGAAUUCGGGGCAUCGAAAGCAUACGAAGGAAGUUCCGUUCAAAAAGCCAGCUCAGGUUUUCGGGAACAAAGCCUCUCGAUUAAAUUCCGGCACCAAGAAAGACGUUAGUGAUGAUAAGAAAGUUGCCGUCACUGUUGAGAAAUGCACCGAUCUCCGCCCAACAUCCUCCAUAUCCUCCAGUCGUCUCGAUGACACCGACAUCCACAUUAGGCAAAUGAUAGCUGAGUUCAGAGAUGACACGGGAGGCGAAGCGACAAGAUUGAAGGCGAUUGCUGAUAUAAAUUUCAUGAUUGGCAGUACAUGUUCUUUCUUGCAACGAUUCACCAUCCGAAGCAAACUUCAUUCAUACGGAUUUCUGUCUGCUCUCGCUUCGCAUGCUAACCGAUCUCCAGGAUGUAAGGAAAUCGAUGCUGAAGUGGAGACGUAUAUUCAAUCAGAGAGUCGAGACGCACGAAUGAUGGGGCUCACGGAUGAUAAUCGAAGUCCUAUAGAAGUUUUAGCGAAGCUCUUGUCGAAAACCAACGAUAAGCAGUGGAAGAAAAUGAUCGAUUUGCUAGACUUCAUUGACACUUCCGCAGACAUCGAGGAAUGUAUAACAAGUCUCAAGAAACCACGUGAGCUCGAAAAGGAAUUGAUUGAUGCAGAAAUACAAACGGAAGAAAUAUCAAGAAGAUUUCUACAGAAAGAUGCUUCGCGUAGAGGAAUUUCCCAUAACCUUUCCACAACUUUCAACGACAUACCCGAAGAAUCAGCUGUAUUUUGUGAUUAUUCGACUUCUGAUGAUGAGAGUAAAACGAGUAAUUCUGAUCCAACAACACCGGAUGCUCUCGACUCGAAUCGGAACCUGAAAAAGUGGGCGACUGCGACAGAUUUGCCAAUGCAGGCUAAACUCGGUGUUGUGGAUGAUUUCUUCCGAUCGAACUGCUCCACUUCAACUUUCUCAUCUGAUUGUGACGAUGAUGGACCCAUUUCGCCAUUACUCGAUAAAACUCUUCCAGCUAUUAAUGAAGUAGGGGAUUCAUCUGAAGAAAAUGAGAGCAGCGAACUGCAUACUGCAUUCAACACAUCUCUUCCUGUUCAAUUCUCAGACAGAGCGAACAUCGCGUUCAUUGACGAUACUUCUUCGACAUCGUCGAUACCAGAAAGUCUAGGAUUCAGUGAAAUAAUGACGAUGAGUUUCGAAAUGAUAGACACUGCUAUCAAAGGAACUGCAAAUAUUCCUCCGAUUAGCAGUAGUGCUCCCAUUCCACCUCCACCACCUCCACCGAGUGUUUCGUUAACCGGAAGCUUACCACCGAUAAAUUCGACAGCUCCACCGCCACCGCCACCAAUGAUGAUGCCAGGUGUCCCUCCAAUAUCGAGAAAUGCUCCAACACCGCCUCCGCAUCCAGCAUCGGGAAUGGCUCCGUUGUCGACUAAUGCUCCACCGCCACCACCAAUAUCUGGGAUGGCUCCGAUGUCAACGAAUGCUCCACCUCCGCCUCCAAUCUCUGGAAUGGCUCCGUUGUCAACGAACGCUCCGAGACCACCACCACCGCCACCGUUGCCUGGAGUUCCUUCGAUUUCCACCAAUGCUCCACCGCCUCCGCCUCCACCACCAAUGGCGUCCAAAGGAGGACCUCCACCACCACCACCGCUACCUUUGGAUAUGCUAAAAGGGGCAAUGGCUGGGUUGAAAUCUUUCCCAGGAGGUCCCCCGCCACCUCCGCCUCCUCCUCCAUUCCCUUUCAAUGGAACUGGUGCAAACGCAUUUAGCCCAGGAACCUCGACGUCGCCAGUUCUUUCUCCUGGAGUGGUGAAGUCAGCAGUCGUCUACAGGAAACAGAAGAAGACGGCAUUUGUGCGUUGGCCGAAACUGACAAUGCAGAUGCAAGACGCUGGAACAGUCUUCAACGAUUCACUCUGUGUAGACUUCAAUGAGGAGGAAAGAUCGAAAAUGGAAGAAGUUUUCGAGGAAGCGCCGGUCAAGCAGCUGAACAGAAAAAUCGCUGGAUCGGUUGGCCGCGCGUUUGGCAAGUCGUUGAGAGCAGUCACGUCUUCAUCUGACGUUAACACGAUGUCUGCAAGGUCUCCGACUAAUCCACAAGUUCUCGUUUCGCCGAAAGCUUUGACUAUUGAAAUUCUCAUCAAGAAGUUGAAGCCACUGGAUUUCAUCGAGUUGAUAGAAAAAUUGGAGAGAAACGAUACGGACGGAAUAAAAGUGGAUUUGAUGACCACUUUGAACAACAAUUUCCCAGAUAAAGACGAACUUGAUCCAUUUUUGAAAGUUGAAUAUGGUACACUGACCCAUGCGAGUGACCAGUUCUGUUGGCACAUUGCGCGAAACAAACAUUUGAGAUUACGAAUUGAGUUAUUCAUAACAAAGGAGAAUUUGACUUCUGAGAUCGGCAAGUUCCAAUCACAGAUUGAAUCGCUUCAAGAGGGGUGCAAGCUGGCUCGCGGAGAAGUCGUACAAAUACUGUUGAGAAAGUGUCUCCAGUAUGGAAACUAUUUGAAUCAAGGUUCUAUGUUCGCUGAGGCAUCUGGAUUCCAGUUCAGUUAUCUACUUCAGCUGCUACAGAUGAAAGGAAAGGGGCAGCAUAUAUCUGUUCGACUCGUCGACCUAAUAGUAGCAUUCUGUGAUUUGCCUACAACGCAGCUGGAGGAGAUUCAAUCGAAAAUGGUUACUGUCAGAUCGUUGAAUCUGAAAGAUCUCGAAGAUGCAGUCGGACAAGUUCAGCGAACGAUCCGAAAGCUUGAUGGUCAGAUGAGAAGUUCGAAUGUCGAGACAUUGAUCGCCGCCUAUCAGCCGUUCAUGGAUCAAACAAACGAAAAGCUUCAAAACGUACAGAACGGUCUCUCUGAUGUGAAAUCUCGUGAAAUGGAGUUACAAGUAUACUUGUGUGCUGCAAAUACAACGCUGCAGGCGAUAUUCGAAACAUUGGAGCAAAGCAUGAAAAUUGUUCUGGAUGCAGUUAAGCAAGCUGCCUCGAAAGCUCGAAUUACGCGAGCGUCAUCAAUGGUUACGCUUCCCUCGUCAUCGGUAGCGCAACGAUCGCUAAGAGAAGGAGAGGUUCUUGCGAGAAAUUCGAUGGCAUUGAAGAGUCGAGAUUUGCCAGUUGAAGAAUUGAAGAAGUUCUUCUCGCAUUCAUCGUUCGGACCUCAGAGAACAAAGAAGAUACCUGCUUCGCCCCUCACCACAUCAAAUAACUCACCGACACGAACGAUUCGUCGGCGGAGUAAGGAGGCGCCGAAAGCAGAGUCGGAUGAAACAGGACCUCCAGAAGAAGACACCCUUCCUUCAACACCAUUGGAACCGCCGUCGGUCACAUCACUCCGUCGAGAAGUAUUAGACUUGUCAUCACUUGUCGGAAGUCCCGUGUAA